Molecule: messenger RNA, 2242 nt
Organism: Aspergillus alliaceus
Lineage: Eukaryota; Fungi; Ascomycota; Eurotiomycetes; Eurotiales; Aspergillaceae
Product: putative bZIP transcription factor
Exons: 2
Coding region: 199-2100 (633 amino acids)
Biological process (GO): regulation of DNA-templated transcription
Molecular function (GO): DNA binding; DNA-binding transcription factor activity
Source: RefSeq, a predicted model, not a curated record
CCAUCCCCCCCAAUUAUCCUCUUCCUCUCUUCUUCUGUCCUCCAUUUCCAUCAUCAAUCCAGCCUCCCAAAUAAAAAACCCCGCACGUUUUGUCCCGUACAAUCAUAUUACACACCGCCUCUUGACCUAACUAUCACGGCGCUUGAAAACAACCUUUUUCAUUCUUCGAUUUCUAUCAUUAUACACAUAUUCACAGUCAUGGCAAGGUAUUCUCAACCGUCAUUUGACUUCUACCAACAGUCCCCUUCAACUUUGGAUGCAAAGCCUUCAUUUCCCGAGGAAGACGAGAUGAGUGUAUUGGAUGAUAAGAUUCUCGACUCGACGUCGCCCGAACUUUCUUCUUCCAUUGCCGACCACCGGCGCUCUUCAUAUGAUCAUGCGCCAGAUGCUUUCUCACAUCGUGAUUCAGUCUGGUCCGAUUUCUCCCAAUCAGUUCACAGCAACCAAUCCCGGCAUAACUCUCAAGUUGCCCAUCAUCUUUUUGAAUCCGCUCCGAAUCCUUUUAUGCGACUGGACGGUGCUCACCAUCCAGCCACCGCGUACGGCCAGCAGGCGUCCUGGGCGCUUUCCAAGGAGACUGGCUCUUGUACACCAACCGCCAUGUACGACCACCAUUUCUCAUCGGACCUCGACAACGGCUCAUCGGCGCCGUUCUCUGGUGGCGCCGUUGGUCCGGUGAGCACUAUCAACAUCCCGUCCAUGUCCUACCGUCCUGGGAUGGCCUUUGCGCACCCCGGCGCUGUGGCCAUGUCCCCACAGUCUAGUCAAGGAUGGAUGCCCGCGUCCACCGACAUGCCGGACGCUGUGGCCCGCACCACCAAGAGCCCUACUUAUCGCAAUAGCUCUCCCCUGAGCGUCCGACGGGAUGGAAUCCGGAAGAAGAACGCUCGCUUUGAGAUCCCCGCUGAGCGGACAUUGAGCAACAUCGACCAGCUGAUCGCCCAAUCGAACAAUGAGGAGGAAAUCAAGGAGCUGAAGCAACAGAAGCGGUUAUUAAGGAACCGUCAAGCAGCUUUGGAUUCCCGUCAACGGAAGAAGCUGCAUACUGAGAAGCUGGAGGAAGAAAAGAAACAGUUCACCCAGAUCAUUAGCGACCUCGAAGAGGACCUGCAGAACAUGAGGCUACGUGAGGCAGAGCUUCUCCGUGAGAAGAGCGAAUGGAUGGCCACUCGUCAAGAAUUCAGCCAUUACUACAAUACGGCGGAGAUGGAAAAGAACGAACUGAUCCGUGUGCAUACUUUGGAGACGGCUGAGCUUCGCAAGAAGAACAACAUCCUCAAGGAGACCGUGGAGAAGCUCGAGAGACAUGCCAGGUCCUCCGCCCCCAAUAUGGCUACCGACUUCUCUGAUUUUGAGAACCUCACCAUGGACAGUACUCCCUGGGAAGACUUUACCAUGGUCAACAGCCUCUCCCUCGAUGCUGAACCGGUUGCUAGUGCUUCUGCUAACGACAAAGGCGCGGAGAAGUCUACAAACAGCGACUACCCCUUCAGCUGGAAUGCUUUCUACAUGUGUCUUCUUUUUGGUGCCUUCAUCGCCUCCAACGGCACUACUCUCCCCUCUCGCGCUAUUCCGCAAUUGUCGGAGGAAUACCGCGCGGAGUCCGCCAACGUCCUGAAAGCAGUUUUGUCUUCUUCUCCUUCAGAGUUCGCGCAGCCUUCAAACCAGCCUGCCGUCUCUGCGUCAACUGGCCCGCUCCCGACCACCAUCAGUGGGGCGGAGAUGGCCCAGAUGACUGCUGGCACUGCCCCUCCGUCCAGCUUGGAUGAGCUCCACAAUUCGUUGGCGAUGCCGACCAAGGCGCAGGAACAGGAGCAGGUCUUCUCUCUCAAUGCUGACCAGUACAACUCCUUGACGACUUAUGAUGACAAUGGCGCCGAAUACAAGCAGCAACAGGCUUCCCAUCUCCAACAAGCGUUGGCUGCGAUGCGAGGCAAUGCUGCCCAGAAGAUGCCGAACAAAGCCACCUCCGAUGUCUACUCAAGGUCACUCAUGUGGGAUCGGGUUCCUGAAAAGGUCAUCCGAGACUUCCGCCGAAUGGUCCAGGAAUAUGGGGUUACUCCCGUCAAGGAAGAACAACCCGGCUUCGGUCAAUCCUAAGUAGUAUAACUAAGAUUCAGGUCUCCAUACACUAUCCAUCUCAACUCUCCUCACCAUGUCCAGAGAAAGCCACCUUGCCUAGCCUUCCUUCAAAGCAUCCUGAUCGGUUCCUCUGCUCUUUUUCACCUCUCUCGUCUUCUUU